AUGGCCCGCUUCAGCGCCGACGUGCUCGAGCUCUCGGACGACGAACAUGAGGAGGCUGUGGCCGAGCAGCAGCGUCGCGGCGCCACGAAACGCCAGGUGGGCCACCCCGCCCGGCGCCCGUCUAGCGAGGCGCAGAGCUUGCGCGGGCCUGCGCCGAGCGCCCGCAAGAAGAUGCGUCGCGUGCCGCCUGAGCCCACGGACCGCAUCACGCGCCAGCGAGGCCCGGCGCCCGCGCCGCUGCCGCUGCCGCCAGGGCGCCGCGACAAGCCGCUCACGGACGCGCAGAAGGUUGCGAAACUUGCCCAGAAGAACGCUGCGACGAAGAACACGAAGAGGUUAAAAGAAAUCGCGAGACGCGAAAGACAGAGCAUCCGGGCCGCGACGCGCGAGGAGAUCCCCGCGUUGCGCGAGUACCAUCGCACGUGGCCCUCGGUCGGCACUUACAUUUGCGAUUUGUUUCCUAACUCCAAAUGGACAGACCCCGCCUCGGACGAGCACAUGUACGUGCUCCAUCUGCCAUGA
This is a messenger RNA of Saprolegnia parasitica CBS 223.65, 522 nucleotides long. RefSeq lists its product as hypothetical. The coding region runs from base 1 to 522 and encodes 173 amino acids. Lineage: Eukaryota; Oomycota; Saprolegniomycetes; Saprolegniales; Saprolegniaceae. The transcript is spliced from 6 exons. The record is from RefSeq and is a predicted model, not a curated record.